UCGGCGCAGGCUCGGCUCUGUGGCCCUGAGAGCGUCGCCGCGGCUCGGAGGGGCUGCGGAGGUGUGGACUGGGCGGCGCGAUGGCCGGCAGGCUGUGGUCGAAGGCCAUCUUCGCGGGCUACAAGCGCGGGCUGCGGAACCAGAGGGAGCACACGGCGCUGCUGAAAAUCGAAGGCGUCUACGCGCGGGACGAGACCGAGUUCUACCUGGGCAAGAGGUGUGCCUACGUCUACAAGGCCAAGAACAACACAGUGACUCCUGGUGGCAAACCUAACAAAACCAGAGUGAUCUGGGGAAAGGUGACCCGUGCCCAUGGAAACAGUGGCAUGGUUCGAGCUAAGUUCCGAAGUAACCUUCCUGCUAAGGCAAUUGGUCACAGAAUCCGUGUGAUGCUGUACCCCUCAAGGAUAUAAACUUACCGAAAAGUAAAUAAAUACAGUCUAGAUAUUUUU
Messenger RNA from Sorex fumeus (smoky shrew), 452 nucleotides. RefSeq names its product ribosomal protein L35a (gene RPL35A). Gene Ontology annotation, cellular component: ribosome; cytosolic large ribosomal subunit. NCBI's taxonomy places the organism in Eukaryota, Metazoa, Chordata, Mammalia, Eulipotyphla, Soricidae. The coding region runs from base 81 to 413 and encodes 110 amino acids. Gene Ontology annotation, molecular function: structural constituent of ribosome. Gene Ontology annotation, biological process: ribosomal large subunit biogenesis; cytoplasmic translation. The transcript has 5 exons. The record is from RefSeq and is a predicted model, not a curated record.